GGGUAUUGGGGCUUUUACUACUAAAUUUUCACAUUCUUUGUGCUUGUGAAAUUAAACGUCAAAAUGUAUGAAAUUCAUAACCUCAAAACUUCGUUCCUUCUCCGUUUCCAAUCUCUUGUUUACAAGAAUAUAAAUUUUUGUUUUUAAUAAUUUAAUUAACUCACUCUCAUAAAAUAAUUCGUUAUCAUAAAUAAAUAAUAACUACAAAACAGCAUAAAAAUGCUGCUCAUACGAUAAGUGCUCAGUAAAUGAUGGAAAUAACUAAAAAAUGUGCAAAGACUCAUAGACGUAGAAAGAGGUUACUUAAAAAUCGUCGUAAAAACAGAAACAAGUAUUACAGUAAAUUUAAAUUAAAAAAUAAUUAUAACAAACUAUUUAAUAAUUAUAUUAUCAGUGAUGAUCCAUUGUCUACAAAUAAUAAAAAUAUAAUGGAUUUCAAAGUACCUGACUCGUUUUGGGACACUUAUAAAUUUGCUCAAGAUUGGCAACACAAGCAUCAAGUUAAUUGGUGGAAGUCCAAAUGUAUCGCAUUAGAGCAUGAAAAUAAUUUGUUACGUGAUAAAAUACGUGAAUUAGUUGGUUAUUAUAAUAAUAAUAAUGCUAAUAUUUAUGUAAAUAAACAACAAAGUAAUUCAAGUUAUGAUAAACAAAAAAAUUUUCACAAUAAAGAAUUAUAUUCAUCAAAAGAAAAUGCAGAUAAUUCUAAUGAUCAGAAUCAGUAUAAAGAUUUUAAAAGAUUCGAAUUAGAGUUGAAUGGUCAAGAAUGUCAACAUUCAUCGAAUAGUUAUCAGUAUGGUCAAUAUCAAUACCAAGAUUCAAAUCAAUUCAAUAAUUCUACUGUUCAGUAUGCAGAAGAAGAAAAAGAAAAAGAAGAGGAAGUUGAAGAAGAAUUUGGAGAGGAAGAUGAACUAGAGUUCCAAGUUGAUGAAGGUAUGAUGAAGUUUCUUGAGCAAAGUAUUCGGCACAAAAUGGAACUAAAACGCAAGCGAGAGCUAGCCGCAGAGGAAGCCAAGAAUGACGAGGUUGAAAUAGUUUCCCAUGAAAAUGAUGACAAGAUACGUUUAGAAGAAGCUAAACUCCUGUAUGGACAGGGUUGUUCACGGAUCAUUGCUCUGGAAACAACAAUGCAGGUGUCUAUUGAUCAGUAUAAAUCUAAAGAAGAGCCGGAGUACUGGCCCAUUAUACCUCUUAAGCCGUAAUAAAUUAGCAUUCUCAAGAUACAAAAUCAAAAAAAUGUCGAAAAUAAUUUUAUUAUUAUCAAUUUUCGUAUUGAUUGGUCUCUACGCUGGUACAGAUGCAGCAUGUCCAGGCCGUUGGUGCCAUCCAUCCGAAGGUUAUCACUGUUGUGAAGGAUAUGUGUGCAAUGCGUAUUAUUUCCAAGGUACGUGCAUAACUAAGUCAACGGUCGAUGCAUUAAUUGCUGUAGGAAAAUAAUUAUAACAAUACAGCAAAAAUUUAAAGAUGUAUUUUUCCAAUCAAUAAAACUCUCAAUACAC
This is a messenger RNA of Microplitis demolitor, 1496 nucleotides long. RefSeq lists its product as uncharacterized. Lineage: Eukaryota; Metazoa; Arthropoda; Insecta; Hymenoptera; Braconidae. The record is from RefSeq and is a predicted model, not a curated record. Gene Ontology annotation, cellular component: SMN complex. The transcript is spliced from 4 exons. Gene Ontology annotation, biological process: spliceosomal snRNP assembly. Bases 249 to 1199 code for a protein of 316 amino acids.